Molecule: messenger RNA, 4038 nt
Organism: Ictalurus punctatus (channel catfish)
Lineage: Eukaryota; Metazoa; Chordata; Actinopteri; Siluriformes; Ictaluridae
Gene: ptdss1a
Product: phosphatidylserine synthase 1a
Exons: 13
Coding region: 263-1654 (463 amino acids)
Biological process (GO): phosphatidylserine biosynthetic process
Molecular function (GO): L-serine-phosphatidylethanolamine phosphatidyltransferase activity
Source: RefSeq, a predicted model, not a curated record
ACCAAUGGUAGCAGAGUUGCCAUGCCAUCUUUUAUUCGUUCCACGACUGAAGUGUUUCUCACUUUUGUGUUUUUGGAACUGUGAUCCAUUCAUCGUGUUUUAGGUUCACUUUAUUUAAGUACACAGGCCAUGAGAGUAGCUUCCAUCCUAUCUAGUGCACUUCCCGUUCAACAGGAAGAGAUUUGGACUCGAGUCGGAGAUCCGCGUUGGUCAUAGAGAGAGUGAGAGAAAGAGAGAGGAGGGGGGUUUCUUUGCUCGAGUAAUGGCGGCGUCCAUGUACAGGUCCCGCACUCUGAGCAAGAACGAUGGCCGUUAUCGCACACAUUUCCGUAUGAUCAACGAGCAGCAGGUGGAAGACAUCACCAUCGAGUUCUUCUACAAACCUCACACCAUCACCCUGCUGACCUGCACCGUGCUCAGCCUCAUGUACUUCGCCUUUACGAGAGAUGAUGAGAAUCAAGACAGCAAUCUGCGUGUAGGACUUCUAGUCAUUAUCUUCUUUUUCUCAGUUAUCAGUGUCCUUGCCUUCCCAAACGGUCCGUUUACAAGACCACACCCAGCAAUAUGGCGAAUAGUGUUUGGUUUGAGCGUGCUCUACUUCCUGUUCCUGGUUUUCAUCAUAUUCUUGAACUGGGAGCAGGUGAAGGGGCUCAUGUACUGGCUGGACCCAAACCUCCGUUACGCCAAGCGGGAGGCUGACAUCAUGGAGUAUGCUGUGAACUGUCAUGUGAUCACGUGGGAGCGAAUCCUGAGUCAUUUCGACAUCUUCGCGUUCAGCCAUUUCUGGGGUUGGGGCAUGAAGGCCCUGCUGAUCCGCAGCUAUGGUCUCUGCUGGACCAUCAGCAUCACGUGGGAGCUCACUGAGCUCUUCUUCAUGCACCUCCUGCCCAACUUUGCGGAGUGCUGGUGGGAUCAGGUGAUCCUGGACAUCCUGCUCUGUAACGGCGGAGGGAUCUGGCUCGGCAUGACUGUGUGCCGCUUCCUGGAGAUGCGCACGUACCACUGGGCCAGCAUUAAGGACAUCCACACCACCACGGGGAAGAUCAAGCGUGCUGUGCUGCAGUUCACCCCGGCCAGUUGGAUCUACGUAAGCUGGUUCGACCCCAAAUCCUCCUUCCAGAGAGUAACUGGAGUUUACCUGUUCAUGAUCAUCUGGCAGUUGACGGAGCUGAACACCUUCUUCCUGAAGCACAUCUUUGUUUUCCCAGCAUGCCACGUUCUGAGCUGGGGUCGCAUCCUCUUCAUCGGUGUCAUCACCGCCCCCACUGUGAGGCAGUACUACGCCUAUCUCACAGAUACACAGUGUAAACGAGUCGGAACGCAGUGCUGGGUGUUUGGAGCCAUUGCUUUCCUCGAGGCUUUAGCGUGUGUUAAAUUCGGACAGGACUUGUUCUCCAAGACUCAGAUCCUCUACGUCAUUCUGUGGCUCCUGUGUGUGGCCUUCAUCACGUUCCUCUGCCUGUACGGGAUGGUGUGGUAUGCCGAGACUUACGGGCCCAGAGAGAAGUGUUUGUCAGAGUGUGAAGACAGCGUUUACACCGAGACCGGAGACGACGUGUGUGUGAAAGGGUCGGACUCGGAGGCGCCUCCCACCACCAGGAGGAGAGGGAAAGCUUCCGGAAACGACAAACCCAUCAACGGAGUGGAGAAAUAAUGACCCUCUCCACACACUCGCUCCUGCAGGAACCGAGGAGGGAUGAAGAGAAGGAUGAUGGGACAGAAAGUCAACCUUUUGCACAAACGGCGCUCCAGAGGUUGGAGGGAACGCGCGUAUCAGGACGACACGGCCGUGUCUUUGGUCCUGGGUUUGGCCAGUGUUGAGCCACCAGGUGGCGCUACAGACAUGACAGGGUGAAAAUCCGCACUGUUCAUGUUCACUGGAGAAAUUCUUCGAUAUUUUUUUCCCAUUGCAGUAUUGUCUCUGUGUCUCCUGUGUCGAAGAUAACAACAGACACACGUAGGUGUAGGCGUAGGCGUGGUGCGGUGUGUGCCGAUAUAUUUACAUUUCCAUACGAUCACCAUUUUAAAAAGGUAUCACAGUUUACGAUAAUAUCACAAAUAUUUGCUAACAAACAAGCCACAGACGGCUGUUUAACUCCAAAACUUUACCACUAUAAUCCAUAUUCACGCCCAGCGUUCCAGAACAGUCCUUAAGUAUUAGGAGGCGGGGCUUAGAGGAAAGGGUGGGGCUAUACCGAAUUACCAUGUCGGUAAACAUGGUUUGGCUCAGGUUUAUGCUGUAGAUGACAGGAUGUCGCGGUAUGUCCCGAACCAUAAACGAUUUUUGUCUACGCUUUUAACCUUCAUUAAAAAAGAGAGAAAUUUUUUGUUCUGGUCAUAACACUUUUGAAUAUCACAGUUUGAUAAUAUAGUACGAUCGUAUGAUUAUCGGCACACGCCUAGAGUAGAGCACACGGUUCAAGCACUUUGUUUUAGCAUCGACUGAUCAGACCGUUUCGGUUCUGCUUCUAUGUUUGAUGAUGAUAAUGAUAAUGAUGAAGAUCGCUGCUAACUCGUAUCCAUUACCUCCAGACCACUGAAGCCAGUAUCCACAUUUCUGUUCUUUCUUGAAGCCUCUAACACACAUGUGCCUGCAUGAGUGUGUGUGUGUGUGUGUGUGUGUGUGUUUCAUAUCUGACACAUAUAACAUAUCGGACACAUAGCCUAAUAAUAUUCCAUUUUUAUAUAUAUAUAUGUAUAGUUGAUGUUAAUGAGGCAUUGAUGUGUACGAUUGUCAGAGUGUUUAAUAGAUCAUUCCUAUUUUUAUUUGUAUUUUUAUUUCUUUCACCCGACGACAAUCUUUAAAUUAUCGCCGCCACCCUGCGUGCUCCGUUCAGAUUUAAGGACGGCCAUCUGAAAUUUUUUUUGGGGGGGGGGGGGGGGGGGUUUAGAACAAAUUUCUAUUGAUGAUAAUUCAUAAUAUUGUAAAUUGUGACGUAGUUAUAAUGAUAUGAACGUUUAAUAUUAAAAUUUUCGCGCACACACACUUUCCACGUUACAUUUUCAAUGUUUUUAAGAACAUGCCUAAUCUGUCCAAGGUUGUUUAGGAAUAUGCUGAUGUUGUUGUUGUUAUCAAAUUUAGAAUGGUUCACAAUAUUAUCAGAGGACGCCGCCUUAAUCGAGUGUAACACACCUGAUCUUGCCUUCAGAUUUCGCCUAUUUAAUAGAAUAUUACUGUAUUUUUAAACUUUUUGAUGGAGUGAAGGGCUCGAAGUGAAUCAUAUUAUUUGAUUCAGCUCAGCAGUUUUUUAAAUAUUAAAAAAAAAAAUAAAACAUUUGGAGGCCAGUCAAAGUUUAGGAUGUUUACUCUAGCGCCGGUCGCUCUUUUGAGUAACUACGGCUGAAAUCGUUUAAUGGAAUCGUACUCUGCAUUCUAACGAACGAGAUAACAUCACUCGACAAGGCGAGUCGAUUCGGAGAGCCGAUUCGUUCGUACAAAACGACACGUCACUACAACUUCGACUUAAAUUAUGUUUGAUCAGCUGAUCCACAGAACGUGAUCGUGCGUCGUCAUCGUUAGCGUUUAAUUGAAUUAUCAGCCGUAUAGGACUUUAACACGCCGCUGAAAUCAAACUGACGUCAAUGACUCGGGUGCAGACUGUGAACACGGCUCGGUCCCUGGGUUCACGGACGAUAACUUACCAACGAUACCUGCGAAAUAUUUUUCAGUUAGUUCCUUUUUGAAUUUAACCAGUAGGUGUACAGAGUUUUUUUUUUUUUCUUUUCUUCUUCUUCUUUUUACGCUCAUUAAAUUUUAUUUGAGUUUGAGAAUGCACUUUUUUGACACUUCCAUCGUUCACCAUCUUCGCCAAGCCACGUGGAGCAAUCCCCCACUCUGACGGAGCAGAAAGCAGGCGGAGAAAAGCUCUACACAUUUCGUAAACACAAGCUGCCUGCACAUUUCAAUAUUCCUGAUAACUUCCUAAUAUCUUUUAAAUGUUUGUACGGGAUUUCCACGCCGCUACCUGUGUAAUUGUGUAAUGACGUAGAUCUGUGAUUAUUUGGAGAGUUUCCGAUUAAAAACAAACUUCUACCUGU